AUGCGCGCAAGCCGACUAAAUCCCGUCACUGACAUUUUUCUGGAUAACCAUGCGGAUGGAGAAUGGAAUACACCUUUGCGACAACCAACUGAGUUCGAGCGUGAGACUUCACGCAAUAAAAUCCGACCAUUAGAGCUGCAUCGUAGAGAACAGUUGUCUUUCGAGGAGACAGUUUCACGCCUCAGGAAAGGAUGGUCGCUACGGACCAGACAGUCACUGCUGACACCCUGGACACUAGUAAACCAUAAGAGCGUAGGAUGCGCAGCCCAGUUCAACCCAAGUGAACAACAGAAGGCAUGUUGUGGCAGCAAUCUUAGUGGACGGUUUCCAAGCGUAGCGUCGAACCGCGUAUGUUUGGAUAGGAAAGGGAACGUUUGUGUUUAUAAACGUCGUCGGAGUUAUGCUCCUGAAGUGGCUAUUGAUUUGCUGGAUCUUCCCUCUGUCCCAUGCCGUGUAAUAUUUGAGGGGAAUAGAACAAAACCAGAAUCCAGAAAAAGAAGACACCGGGCUUUUAAAGUCAACAUAACCGAGUUGGAUCAGUUUAUCGCGUCCAGACGGCCUCAGCAUGUGCAAUUGCGUGAUCAAACUAAUGAAGCCUUAGACGAUCUCUCACGUGCAUCGCCUAUGGCCUUGCCCCCAGUGAGGCCUAUUCACAAAACUACCGAGAAAACACUCGACACCCUUUGGGCAAAAAUUUCCUCAAAGUUUGUUGAAAACCCUUAUGAAUGUGCCACCCAUCCUCAUUCUCCUCGAUCAGCUUUUCAUGUCUCGGAUAUACGGAACAACUCGAACCCGAAACCAGGCCGUGAACAAGGAAGACAGAAGGUAGACUUGGAUUACUUGAACAGGCAAAUAAAACAUGAUUGCUUACCUCUGACGUUACCUUCAUGGGAAUGA
Opisthorchis viverrini is the source of this 897-nucleotide messenger RNA. RefSeq lists its product as hypothetical. NCBI's taxonomy places the organism in Eukaryota, Metazoa, Platyhelminthes, Trematoda, Opisthorchiida, Opisthorchiidae. The record is from RefSeq and is a predicted model, not a curated record. The coding region runs from base 1 to 897 and encodes 298 amino acids. The transcript has a single exon.